This is a messenger RNA of Acyrthosiphon pisum (pea aphid), 2301 nucleotides long. It is a transcript of the gene Rim2, whose product is annotated as replication in mitochondria 2. Lineage: Eukaryota; Metazoa; Arthropoda; Insecta; Hemiptera; Aphididae. Gene Ontology annotation, cellular component: mitochondrion. The record is from RefSeq and is a predicted model, not a curated record. Bases 320 to 1441 code for a protein of 373 amino acids. Gene Ontology annotation, biological process: pyrimidine nucleotide import into mitochondrion. Gene Ontology annotation, molecular function: pyrimidine nucleotide transmembrane transporter activity. The transcript has 7 exons.
UAGUAUGUAUGUACAUUAAAAACGAAUGCACUAACGCUGACAUGCCGUACGCCCGCUCAGUAAAUCGUCUCUCCGUUUUCAGUCGCCUGCUGACCGUUCAACGAUCUCGUGUUAGUUACUCGUUGAAACCGUGUCGUUUGUUCUUCGAAUUAUUGUCGGCGUCCAUUGAAUUAUUUUCGUUUAAAUCAGUGUCUGUGUCAACAUCAUAUUAUAUCGUACGACCCGGUGAAUUUUAAAUCCAAUUUAACUUAUCUUUGAUCUGCUUUAACUUCAGUGACCGAUGCGUUUAGAUUCCAUGUCGACGUAAAGGGAAGUCAGUAUGUCGCAGUCGCAGUACUCUCGUGACACGGUCAUCCAUCUCGUAUCUGGAGGGUUGGCUGGUACGACCGGUGCUGUGGUUACAUGUCCAUUGGAAGUGGUCAAGACUCGGUUGCAGUCAUCUUCUAGCUUUGGUGCUACUCGCUAUGAAUAUGUACCUAGAAUUGCAUCUGAAGACAGUGGCGGUAGUCGCAUGACAUGUAAGACAAUCUCGUCGCUGCAGCGACGACGAUAUAACACCUUGAGCGGCGCUGGUGGCCGUCACUCCAGCACACAAAUACUAACAUUUUCUCAAUGUGGUGUAGGCAGCCAGAAUACCAAAUCAAUGGGACUCUUACAGUGUCUCAGGCACAUAGUAAAAACCGAAGGCCCCAAGGCUCUGUUCAAAGGACUGGUGCCCAACAUCGUGGGCGUCGCUCCGUCCAGAGCCAUAUAUUUCGGGGCCUACGCACAAUCCAAAAAGUUUUUCAACACCGUACUUAACCCGGACACACCGAUAGUACAUGUACUAUCGGCGUCUUUUGCAGGUUUUGCUUCAUGUUCAGCAACGAAUCCUAUUUGGCUGGUCAAAACUAGACUACAGUUGGACUUGAACAAAAAUGGAAAAAGACUCACCGCUGGUCAAUGUAUCAGGCGAAUAUAUAGGACUGGGGGCAUAAAAGGUUUCUAUAAAGGUAUUACAGCAUCGUACUUUGGAAUAUCUGAAACUGUUGUGCACUUUGUCAUCUACGAAGCAAUCAAAGCGAGACUGAUAGCAGCCCGUGUUGGACUUAAUGAGCCUGAAGAUAAUACCAAAACCUCCAAAGAUUUCCUUGAAUUCAUGAUGGCUGGUGCCAUUUCUAAGACUGUUGCUUCGUCCAUCGCCUAUCCUCACGAGGUCGCUAGGACCAGGCUCCGGGAGGAAGGUACCAAAUAUCGAAGCUUCUUCCAGACUCUGUUAACGGUUUACGGCGAGGAGGGCCCAAGGGGACUAUACCGCGGCCUGACCACGCAGUUGGUCAGACAAAUACCUAACACGGCCAUUAUGAUGGCAACAUACGAGGCUGCUGUUUAUGUGAUGACUACGUAUUAUAGUCCUAACGAGGCUGUGUUUUACGAAGAUACUGAUGAUCGUUACGAGUGAUAUUUAUUGCCAAUAUAUUAUAUGGUUGAAGAUCUCAACGUAUCGCAAUUCUAGUUAUGUUGACAUAGUCGCCUACUACCCGAAAAUUUGCUCCAUUUACUAUUGAACAAUCUGCGCACAUAAGUUACUGAAGAGCAUAAGCCACAUUUAUUUAUUACGUGAUAUAUUUAUUGUAUUCCAACAAUUUUUUUUUUUUCAUAAGCCUAUUCUCUCAUCACAUCCCUUUUCUUGUUUGCCUUCCUAUUAAUUUUCUUUUUUAUAUACUUAUAUUUAAAAUUUAUUAGUUAAGCAUUUGUUUUUUUAGUUCAUAAUUUUUAAGCUGUCUGUUAGACAAUUCAACCAAUAUUAUUAUUAUUAUUAUUAUUAUUAUUUAUUGGCGUUAAUUCUAUUUAUUAUAUAAUUAAAGUCAUUAUUAUUAUACUUAGUUAAUAUUUAUAAAACUAGGUAAUCUACAUCUAUAAGUCUACAAGCGAGUCAGUCAAAGACGAUCCUAAAAUAUACACAUUUAAUACAUACAGCAAUAGUAUGAGUAGUAUAACAUUAUAUUAUACCAAAAUGAUUAUUAUUAGUAUAUUGUAUGUAAUAUUCAAAAACAAAGGUUCCAAUGUAAUGGGUGCAGAGGAAAUUAAAAUUAAAUUAAAAUAUUACUGUUUAGAGAUGAAAUUGUCGAGUAAGAAAUACUAUAUCUUAUGUGCGUGUAAAAUAUAGUCUUGUUUAUAGCGUAACAACUAUUAUUAAUGUUAUCAAAACAUAUAAAUUUGUUUUUAUUAUUGUAUUUUGUGUAUGAGACAAUGUAAUCAUUUAUGUACUUUUGACAUAUUUUGCUUUUAGUAUAUUAAAAUUGUUUAUAAAAGAAACUA